UCACAGGCUCCACCAACUUUUGUUGACCAAAUUAUUGAAGUUAAUUAGAAAAACAUAUGGAUGCAAGCUUAAUCUAUUGAGAAUCUCUAUCACUGUACAUCGCCAUCUUGCCUUCAAUUUUUUCUGUGAAUACUCAAAAAACCUUUAUUCAAAUAUGGAUGCUAUUGUUGAAGCUGCUUGUUCUUCCUCUUCUUUGAACUCGAAAAUCCAGCCAUGGAAGCAUCAUGUUUUCUUGAGCUUUAGAGGAGAAGACACUCGAAAAGGCUUCACAGCCCAUUUACACGAUGCUUUGCAACGAAGGGGUAUCAUAACCUUCAUAGAUGAUGAGCUUCAGAGAGGAGAUGUUAUUUCCCUUCAACUCCUUCGAGCAAUCGAGGAUUCUCUCAUCUCCAUUGUCAUUCUUUCCCAGAAUUAUGCUUCCUCGAGUUGGUGUUUGGAUGAACUCCAAAAGAUUCUUGAGUCAAGAGAAUCAUUGAAAAGAGACGUCAUCCCAGUGUUCUAUAAUAUAGAUCCAUCUGAUGCAAGACAUCAAAUAGGAGCCUUUGCAGAUUCCUUCACAAAACACUUUGAAAGAUAUUCUAAAGAGAAAGAGAAGGUAGAAGGAUGGAGACAUGCCUUGAAAGAAGUAGCAAAUAUAUCCGGCUACCACUCUGCGGAUCAGCUUGAACCAAAGUUAAUUGAAGAAAUUGUCACAAGUGUAUGGACAAAACUACAGCCUCACAUGUCAUAUUGUUACAAAACUGAACUUGUAGGAAUGGAGUCAAGGAUUGAAGAAGUGAAUGCAAUUUUAGAGAUUGGAUUGAAUGAUGUUCGCUUUUUAGGAAUUUGGGGUAUGGGCGGUAUCGGCAAGACAUCCCUUGCAAGAGCUAUCUACGAGAUAAAUUGUAAUCAUUUUGAUCUUUAUUACUUUUUUGCUAAUGUUAGGGAUGUUUGUCAAAAGGAAGGAUGUGUUCCAUUGCAAAGAAAAUUUGUUUCACGUUGUGGGAAGUUGAGAAGUAUAGAAUUUGACGAUGAAUAUGAAGGAAUGAAGAUCAUAAGGAGCCUUCUCUUUAAUCAAAAAGUUUUAAUAGUACUUGAUGAUGUAAGUGAGAUGAACCAGCUUAAAUACCUAGGAAUGAAGUCAACAUGGUUGGGUCCUGGAAGUAGAGUAAUAGUAACAACUAGGGAUAAACAGUUACUGGCAACACAUGGAGAAUUUGAAACAUAUUCUGCAAAAUUAUUGAACAAUGAAGAAUCUCUUCAACUCUUUUGUCAAAGGGCUUUUAAAAGUGAUAAGCCAACUCAAGAUUAUCUGGAGUUGUCUAAGAGUGUGGUUCAGCUUGCUGGAGGCCUUCCUUUGACACUUGAAGUGCUAGGCUGUCAUCUUUAUGGAGCAACUAUUGCAGAGUGGAGAGACGCUUUGGAGAAAAUAAAGAAAUGUCCACCUAGUGACAUUAUAAAUGUGCUUCGAGUGAGUUAUGAAGCAUUAGAUAAUAUGGAGAAAAAGAUUUUCUUAGACAUUGCAUGCUUCUUCAAAGGAAUGUGUAAAGAUGAAUUGAUAAGAAUAUUGGAAAUUUGUGAUUUUCAUCCAACAAUAGGAAUCAAAAGACUUGUUGAGAAAUCCUUAUUAGUGAUUGGCAGACGUGAUAAAGUGAAUAUGCAUGAUAUAUUACAAGAAAUGGGUAAAUAUAUUGUUUUUGAGGAAUCACCAGCUAAUGUCGGUAGACGCAGCAGACUAUGGUCAACAGAAAACAUUAAUCAUGUAUUGAAAAACAAUGAAGGAACCAAUUUAAUUGAGGUCAUAUAUCUUGACUCACCCAUGCAAUAUGAGGCAAGUUGGGCUCCUGAUGCAUUCUCAAAGAUGAGUAAUCUCAGAAUACUUAUCAUAUCAUGUGAUGUACAUCUUCUCCAUGGACUCAAAUGUCUUCCUAGUUCAUUAAAAGUUCUUGAAUGGAAGAAGUAUCCAUUGAAAUAUAUUCCAAUUGAUGUUCAACUUCAUGAACUUGUUUACCUCCAAAUGCAUCAUAGCACACUCAUAGAACCUUGGAAAAAAACUCCGAUGCUUGAAAAGUUAAAGCUCAUUGACUUAAGCUAUUCAGAAGAUCUAAUUCAAACUCCUAAUUUUUCAAUGCUUUCAAAUCUUGAGCAUCUAAUACUUGAAGGCUGCAUAAAACUUGUUGAGGUUCAUCCUUCACUGGGAUAUCAUAAGAAAAUUGUUGAAGUGAAUUUGAGAGAUUGCAAAAAUCUUAAAGCUAUACCUGGAAAAGUGGAAAUGGAUUCUCUAAGGACAUUGAUCCUUUCUGGCUGCUCAAGAGUAAAAAGGCUUCCUGAAUUUGGGGAAAAUAUGAAAUGCCUAUCAAUGCUUGAGUUGAAAGAUUGUAAAAAUGUUAUAUGCCUUCCGAGUUCUUUAAGAAACCUAAAAUCUCUCAAAAACCUCAACAUUUCUGGUUGCUCAAAAAUGGUUUCACUGCCAAACAAUUUGGAAGAAAAUAAGGGUAUAGAGGAGCUUGAUGUGAGUGGAACUGCGAUAAGAGAGAUACCAUCAUGUGUUGUUGGUCUAAAACAUUUGAGAACACUAAAUGCAAAUGGGUGUAGAGGUUUUUCACAUGAUUCAUCAAAGAAUUUACUUUCCCCAAUUGUAAACAUGCUUGGGUUCAAUAGAUAUGAGUCUGCUUUAAGCUUGAUGUUGCCUCCUUCAAUCUCAACUUUAUGCUCUUUGAGAGAAUUGAAUUUAAGUUAUUGCAGUUUAAGUGUCGAAUCAAUUCCAAAUGAUCUUGGGUGUUUACCAUCUUUGAAGCUACUUGAUCUUAGUGGAAAUGAUUUUAGCCACCUACCUUCUGGAAGUUGCAUUCUUCCUCUUCUAUUCUCAGGUUUAUCCUCAUUGAAAUAUUUGGGUCUCAAAGAUUGUAAUCUCUAUGAUGGUUCACUCCCUGAUGAUCUUAGGUCCUUAUCAUCCUUGGAAGUACUAGAUCUUGGAAGAAACAAAUUUACUACUCUUCCUUCUGGCUUUGUUUCAAAUAUUUUAGCUCUAAGAUCUCUUACUUUGGAUAGUUGCACCAGGCUCUUAUCAUUGCCAGUUGUUCCGCCCAAUGUAGGAUAUAUAAGUGCCAUAGGUUGCCAUUCUUUAAUGGAACCCUCAUCAUUUCUAGGGUUCCUUUCUUCAUCUUACUAUUUUUCAAACAGGCCAUCAACUGGAAUACCUUAUCCAAUUCGUUAUAUAAGUCUAGGGAGUGAAAUCCCACCAUGGUUCCAUAAUCAAAACAUUGAUUUCUUGGCCGAGAUUGAAGUUUCUUCCACCGAACGUGUUUAUCAAUCACGUCAAUUUGCCAUGGACAAAGAGAAUAUUGGUUCUUUUCAGUUUCACUGCAUUGUAUCCAUAAAAGCAGAUCUCUCUCGAUUUCGUGGUUCAAGUGAACAGUGGGGAAUUUCUCUUUGCUUUGUACUACAAGACAUAGUGCCAACAAAUGCUAGAAACCUAGACCAUCGCCUUGCCAUUUAUUAUGGUUAUGAAACUGAUCGUGAUAAUUUAAUACGCAAGAAAUAUGACUGGGGUUUUAGUUGGGAGACUUAUUUGGAAGCCUAUGAUCCUCAUCUAUGUAUUGUGUUUAUUCCUUCUGGUUUUCUGCCCAAGGAAUACAAUCAAGUUGAGUUAAUAUUUACUACUGCAAGGUUCUGGCCUAGAAGUAGAGGUUUGGUUUUAAUAAGAAAGUGUGGGUGGCGUGUGACAAGCAAGGAAGACAUUGAGGAGUGGCAGAGAUCAAAGAAUGCAAGCAUGCUCCAGAUUCCAUGAAGAUGCUGAAACAGAAUUAUAAACUCAAGUGGCUACUCCUCAUUGAGAAUCUGGGAGUAACAUAGGCAGCAAUGGGGGAAGAGAGAGAGAGAGAGAACAACACCAGCACGUGCCUUCUUUGUUGAUGUAUUUAUUUUAAAUUAAUGCACGAGCCUUCCAAAUUAGUAGUGUGAAACAUUGUAUAUAUUUGCAGAGUCUAUAAUAUAAGUGAUUCAAGAGGAUAGAGCACGUUAAUGGCUGGGGAAAUUGCGGAAAAGAAACUGAUGGUAUAGUCAUUCACUUAGUUGAGUAAAAGGAUCAAGAUCUUUCAAGUAAA
Molecule: messenger RNA, 4085 nt
Organism: Prosopis cineraria
Lineage: Eukaryota; Viridiplantae; Streptophyta; Magnoliopsida; Fabales; Fabaceae
Product: TMV resistance protein N-like
Exons: 5
Coding region: 155-3769 (1204 amino acids)
Biological process (GO): signal transduction; defense response
Molecular function (GO): protein binding; ADP binding
Source: RefSeq, a predicted model, not a curated record